GGUGGGAGCACCUAGCAAUGAUCAACUGAGCCUGGGAACAGUUCACCACAAACAGGUGGGCACUGGGGACAAGAGCCAUAGUGUCAGUUUGAAACCUAGGAGGUCAAUGAGGUGAGAAGUCCAGCUGUGGUAGGCUCUGUGGUAGUCUGAACCAUGAUUCAGAAAAAGCCCGAAUCCCUAAACAAAUUUGGUGGAGAUGGUCCAGAAUUGCGCUGGGUUGGACUGUUACGGGGUGAGGCAUUGGGCACCUGUAGGAUCAUCUAGAAAAUUGAUUUGGGGCUAAAUCUGGGAUUGGUGUCCCUAGGUUGGGCCCUUGAAUCAGAUGGGGUUGGGCUGUGCCUCAGCCUAGUCUUCCCCUCCUUUCCUCUCUCUCCUUUCGGGUGAGGCAAAUGAUGGUAGAUAUCCCCAUGGAGGUUGAGGUGGGAUAAUCCAGCUGGUGCAGGCUAUGUGGUGGCUUUUGCCUGCCUGCCUGCCUGCCUCCUCUCACCUGGAAUUGGCACGCAGAAACAAUCCCACCUCUCUUCCCAUCUGGAAACUCAUUGCUUGUCAUUCUGUUGAAGAGAAAGGAGGCCUACUGGCAGAGAAGUCUGUUUUUCAAGAUCUCUGUAAACCGCAAGGUCCUUGCGCUGGCCUGACUAAGCAUUACCGGGUCCCAGGGCGUGUGGGAUCGGCUAUCACGUCGGCCUGUAAAUAAUUUAUGUUGGAUGGUUUUCUGGCAUUUUCCCUGAACAGAGCACUAUUUACCUGACAUUUGACACUGGCAAAGCUAUUACAAGAGGCACCCCAGAGACUACGUUAACUGACAAAAUAGGGGCACCUCAGCUGGUUUACACGCUUGUGGCAAGGAAAUUCAGAGGAGUCUUGGGACAGGGACUCAUUUUUAUGCAUAUCUGACUGUCAGCAAUCCAAAUUAACCCAUACUUCACAUUUUGGCAUUUCCUUUGCUUUUAUCCUAAAUAAGAAGUUGUGGGUCGAGGUAAACUCAAGAGACUGGAGAACUAUUCAUCUCAAAAUCCUCUGUUACAUCUCCCUCUCUUUGCCUCUCCAAUGCCUCCCUGGCAUAGGCACCAACUUGUAGGGGCUAAGGCAGUUCCCCCCCCCCCAUGUAUUUUUUGAGGAAGCUGGGCCCCCUCAGUUUUCAGAGAGCGUUUGGCUCUGCCCCCUGACUCCUCACAUCUUUGCACAUGCAAUGUCAGCAUGUUGCGUGGCAUCAUGAUGCCCCCCCCAAUCCUCUGAAGAAGCUGGUGCCUCUGUUCCCUGGCUAGCAGACAGCCUUUCUGUGGUCAGUUCAGAUGUGGUGACUCCAGCUGGAUAAGCCAUGGUUUAUCUGCCUGGGAAUGAACUGGGUGUCUCCAUGCUCCCUUCUUGACACAGUAGCUCAUUCCUGUGUGUGCCUGGCUACAGAGAACAACGGUGUCCUACUUUCUUAAGUCACAGUUUACCUUGACAUCCAAACUGGGAAACAGUGGUUUAAGGCUCUCAUGCUGGCAGGUUUGGAAGGACUCCUUAAGUCAUAGUUUCCUGGUUCAGACAUCACAUGAAACCGUGGUUUGAGAAAUAAAUAUAGCUUCGCUGAAGCCAAGUGCAUGAGUGGAGGAGGGAAGAAGAGGAGGGAGCAUAUGGGCACAUUAGUACUUAACAAACUGUAGUUCCCAGGACUCUUUGGGGGAAGCUGUGGGUGUUAAAGUGGUAUGAUACUGCUUUAAAUCUAAGGUGAAUGUGUGGCCUGUAUCUUCUUCUCACCAUAGAAUACUGACAAAAAGUCUCUUUGUGUGUUUUACAUGACUUUCAAUCUGCGAAAGGGUCCAAUAUAGAUAGACAAAAUAAUUAACGGGUAUUUUCCACCAUGACAAACCAAUCAGGAUCUUCUUGCUACUCUCUUUGGUACACUCAUUACCGUGCGGUGUACAUUAAAAAGCGAUAUGAAUUGCAUUACAGUGUAAAAGGGGAACCAUUAUGCAAUAAAUCAGAACCAAAUGCCGAAACAGAUAGGCUGAGCGGUGGAAGCAAGCAAAUGAUGAUGAGCAAAGACUCUAUUAUUUCAACCGAGCUUUCAAUAUUUAAUUUCCUCAUGUGUUUCCCUCCUUUUAUAUUCUAAUAAACUUGCAGUACUGUUGCAGCUGCAGUGACUCAGCAGCAAUUCAGUGGAACUGGUGCAAGGCAUCUCCUAUCUAUCUUAGUUCAUGAGCCCUGGGGCUUAACAGCAGAGCAGAUUUGGCCCAGAACUGAGGUAUCACUCAGGGGUGGCUGGUACCCACUGGGAAUGCUGGGGCAGAAAGUAGGGAAGCCAACAGUAGAAUCAUAGAAAUGUAGAGUUGAAAGGGACCCAAGGGAUCAUCUAGUCCAAUCCCCUGCAAUUCAGGAAUCACAACUAAAGCAUUCCCAACAGGUGGCCAUCCAACUUCUGUUUAGAAACUUUCAAUGAAGAAGGGUCCUUCACCUUCUGAGGGAGUCCAUUCCACUGUCAAACAGCUCUUACUGUCAGAAAGUCCUUCCUGAUGUUUUAUCAGAAUCUCAUUUCUGGCAGUAUGAAUCCUAUCCUCCGGAACAGGAGAAAGCAAACUUGCUCCAUCUUUCAUGUGACAGCCCUCUAGAUAUUUGAUGAUGGCCAUCACAUCUCUCAGUCUCCUCUUUUCCAGGCUAAACAUGCCUAACUCCCACAGGUAGGUAGAGUCAAAACUAAUGAUAGGCAGACCUAACUCAUUUUAGUUUUAUCCCCAUCCUGUUCCUUCCUGAGUACUACAGGGCAGCACUGAGACCCAGGAAGAGAACGCCAAGAACCAGGACUAUCCCUGGACUUGCUGUAAGUAAGAGGGCAGGUGGGGUUGGAGGAAUCUGAAGUUGGUGGAGCUGUGCCCCAUUUGUCCAAAUGGACCACCCUCUUUAGCAGUGGGUGUUUGGGGCAGAGGCGGAGGGCAGGUGAUAUCCCUGCCAGUGUGGUGUAAUGGUUAAGAACGGUAGACUCGUAAGGUGGUGAACUGGGUUCGCUUCCCCGCUCCUCCACAUGCAGCUGCUGGGUGACCUUGGGCUAGUUCUCUGAAGUCUCUCAGCCUCUCUCACCUCACAGAGUGUUUGUUGUGGGGGAGGAAGGGAAAGGAAAUUGUUAGCCACUUUGAGACUCCUUAGGGUAGUGAUAAAGCGGGAUAUCAAAUCCAAACUCUUCUUCUUUUAGCUGCUUCUGCCUGUAGUCUUGAAGCUCUGGCUCAUCUCUUGUAACUAUACCACUUUAGUGCCACUGACCUCCUACUUGAGAUGUGGGAACACGGAAAAUUGCCUUCUACUGAGUCAGACCAUUGGCCCAUGAACCCCAGUAUUGUGUGCACUGGCUAGCAAUGGCUUUCCAGGGUUUCAGGCAGGGAACUCUCAUAGCCCUGCUUGGAGAUGCUGGGGUUUGAAGUGCAAGUUGCACUGAGUUACAGGCCUUCUCCAAAUGUUUAAAGAAACAAAUAGAAGUGCUUCCCUUCAAAACAAUUUUGGGCAAAGUAAACUAGAGGCCUAUUCUCAGCAUUUCCUGGGAACAGAGAUUGACUGUUGAGCCACUCAGGGAGUUGUAACUCUGUGAGGAGAAUAGGGGUCUUCUAACAAUUCUCAGCAUCCUUAACAAACUAUACUUCCCAGGAUUCCCGGGGUGGGGAGCUAGGACUGCUUAAAGUGGUAUAAUAGUCUUCUAAAUGUAGGGUUUGAAUGUGACCUUAUUAUGACUCAUUGGAGUAAGUGACUGGAUGCAGGCAGCUUUCUUUAAUGAAUGAUGUUACCAAAGACUUCUCUCUCCUUCCAAUCAAUUUAUGAUCUCAGCUAUUCUGAUUCACAGCUGGGAAACUUACAAUUUAAUGCUCAUGAAAAUUAAAAACAAACAAAUAUAUAUAUGCAUUGAUUUAAAAUGUUUGUUUCUUCCCCUCUCCCUUAAAAAAAAGGCAAUGAAAUCUAUUACUACACAUAAUAAACGAAACCCUACUUUGAAUGUUGGAUGAGCACAUUAAAAUGCGCUAUGAUUCCUUUUAUUUAUUCAGUACAUUUGUUCAAUAAAACAAGCCACCUUCUUUAAUUAAACACAUUUUAUAUUUUCAUUGCUGUUGCAUAAAAGUUGAAAGACUGAACAGGGAAUGCAUUACUAAGCCAUUACACACUUCCCAAGUGAUUGAAACCACUUAGUGCACCUCGUACGUCAUAAUGCACUGGAGAAAAGGGAUAUGAUGAUGAUUAUUAAUAACAGUAGCGGGAGAAAUGCUAAACAGUCUUUUAGCUGCGAGCAAUACAAAGAAGUGUCUUAAAAGGGCAUUUUGUAUUUGCACUUAAAAGAUUCACUAUUAUUGGGUUGGAGGCCUGUGAAUUUUUUAACCUGGUGGGGGGCUGAAAGGGCCAUUUUGCAGCUGGGGAAACUGAGGCUGAAAGGCUGCCUUUUGCUCAAGAUACAAAGCCCUAAGCAUCUUGAGACCCAGACACCUAAAAAGAUAACCUAUUGUUCUGUUCCAAUUCCCCAGUGCUGCCCAUAGACUUGGGCUGGAGCCCAAUGAGUCUGGCUACCUAUUGCAGGCUCUACGCCCCUCCCCUAAGGAAUGGAUAGGGAAAUCACCACUUAGCCAGGUGCGCCAUCAGAGGGGUGGAGAUUAAGAGGCCCUUGGGAACAAGAGCUGUGGCCCCUGGGGAGGGAUGUCCUGCCUGCGCCAGGAUGAUCUGUCUUUGCAAGGGGAUCUGAAUGAUAAAGUUCUGGGCUGGUGUAGUUGAGAUCCGAGAGAUGCCCAGGACUUCUAUGCACCCCACUUUCUGAAUCCAUACCCGUUUCACUGAUUGAAGCUGGUACAUGAUGACUCCCUGUUUCACUCAUUUAAACUGAGGUAUUCUCUCAGCCAGCUUCCUGAAGUCUCACCUUAGAAUUAGGCAUACCUGAUUCAAAGCUGUGAGACUGACUGAUGCAGAAGACUGUAGCUCGGUGGGAGAGUAUAUGCUUUGCAUCCAAAAGGUUCCAGUUUCAAUGCCUGCUGUCUCCAGGCACAGCAGGGAAAGUCUCCUGCCUGAAAACCUUGGGCAGCUGCUGCCAGUCAGAGUAGACAGUACUGAGCUGCAAGGAUCAGUGGUCUGCCUUGGCAUAAUACAGCUCCCUGCCUCCGUAACUAAUGGGUUUUAAGUGAUGAAUGAAUACGAUUUUAUCGAAUGGGAGAAACUCUGGUCUAAAUGCAGGAAAGGGUAUUGAUUUCUGAAAAUCCUAUCAAACUAGACUGUGGUAAAGUCCAAUACAUACAUAAAGGCAGGCCACAAAACGGCCAAAUAUCAAUUAUUAAUCUGACACAAUUGGCUUUUAUGAUUUCUGUAUUAUUUGUCUUGUGGAACGUGGAAAGUGGUGCCCUCCCUGUAAAUUAUUCGUUCCGUAAAGAUUUGGUUCUGCCGAAAGAACAACACAUCUUUUAAAAAGAAAAGAACAAUGCAGUGAUACUUAAACACCUGUCUCUCUGUUUUUGCUAAUCCCUGUGAAAUGGCCACCCCCCCCCCAAGUCAUGUCUGUUAGUCAGCAGCGAUGAGGAAGCAACAAAUGCCUUUUUGUUCAAUGUGAAGCUGCAACCCAAUGUGUUUAAUUGAUUUUUGAGUGUGUUCAGCAUGUGGCGAAAGCAACUUACGAGAGACCACACAGGGGCCUUCAGGGAACUUGGUGAAAUAAUAUAAUGUCAUCUCAGCUCACAGAUUAUUUGCAGGUAUUAUGCAUUCCCUGAGUGAUGGCAUCGAGUGAAACAGCAUGGCUUUUGAAGCCACUGUCCGCUGCUGCAGGAAGAUUAAAUUGGAUAAGGAAUUCUCAUCCCAACCAGAAAGUGAUGAGAGGUAGCUGAGACAUUUCAGGCUGUGUUGGGCCAGCACCGUCUCUGCUGAUUGGCUAUCUGCCCCUUGUGGGUUGCAGACUGUUGAUAUCAGCGAGGCAAACCAAGCAACAGUCAGCAAGCACAUUCCUUCCCUUGCCUUCACUUCUGUCUUCUACCAGUUUGUCCUAAGCCCAGCAAUCUCUUUACCUUCCAUUUGCUCAUAUUGUUAUCUGAUAUUUGGCAAGCUUGAACAUUUAUGCUGCCUUAUUUGUGCUUGAAUGAUGGUGGCGUGUUGGAUACCAUGAAUGAGGCAUCCAGGAUGGGAAGGGAAGUAGCCAACAAAAUGGCCAUUGUUGUCAAUCUUACCUCUUGCUGCUUCAGCAGCUAAGACUCCUCCGCCUUCCGCUGCUACAAAAGCCACCAGAACUGGCAACUCACUUGAUGGUCUUACAGAAGCUAUCAGAACCAAUUGCCUUGUGAGGAGGAGGAAGGGGAACCAUCAAGGUGAAAAGUCAUUAUCUCCACUUCUUUAAAUGGGCUCUUUGGGAUGUUGCACACUUUUUGCCGUUGAGAUGAUUUGUUGCUGCUUUUAAUUGAUCUUCUAUGAGCUUUGCAAGUGAGUUAAAGUACCUUAAAUAAUAAUAAAUGAAUGAACCAGCAAACAGCAGAUCGUCUGCUUGAAAUUCUCCUAUAACACAGACUUGGUUUUCCAGAUGGCAUAAGAACAUGCGAACAUAAAAAGAACCCUGCAUCGUGUCCUCACAGUGGCCAACCAGAUGCCUUAAAGGAAAGUCCAUAAGAAAGACCCAAGUACAACAGAACUCUCCCCUCCUGUGGUUUCCAGCAACUGGUAUUCAGAAGCAUUGCUACCUCCAACUGUGGAGGCUAGCAGCUCUCAGUAGCCUUCUCCUCCACGAAUUUGUCCAGUACUCUUUAAAAACCAUCUAGCUUGGUGUCCAUCACUGACUCCUGUGGGAGUGAGUUCCAUAAUUUAACUCUGCACUGUGUGAAAGGGCAUCUAAUUGUUUCCUGGAAACUAAGAAGGGAGGAUGCUGGACCCUUCAGAUACCUUUCCCCCACCAAAGGCCCAUCAUUAUAUGCAGAAGGCUCUGAAAUGGUAUCUGUCAGUGUGUUGGGAAUAAGCAGGGGGUAUGUCUCUAUGGUGGCAAAACUCAGAGCACAGCAAUGCAGCUUAUAUUCUGCAAGUAGAAAAAUCCCAUAUCCAAUCCUGGCAAUAAAGGGUUUUUGAAAGCUGAGCUAGUAAAGACACCAGAGUCUGAGACCUUACAGAGCCACUGUCAGUUAUUUAUUCAUGAUUUAUUUAUCAAUAAUACUUCUACCCCAGUUUAAAGACCUGAGGGGUUUUCCAAAGUCGCUUACAAAAGAUUCUAAAAACAUAUUCAAAAUCACCCUCAAAUCUGGUACAAGGACAGAGCUAGGCUCCAUCUGCACUAUACAUUUAAAGCAGUAUCAUGCCACAUUAAACAAUGAUAGCUUAUCCUAAAGAGUCCUGGGAGCUGUGGUUUCUUAAGGGUGCAGAGAGUUGUUAGGAGAUCCCUGUUUGCCUCACAGAGCUGCCAUUCCCAGAGUGGCUUAACAAUCAAUCCCUCUUCCCAGGGUACUCUAGGAACCGUUGCUCUGUUUGAGGAACAGGGGUCUGCUAACAUCUCUCAGUACCCUGAAUGAUCUCCAGUUCCUAGGAUUCAAGUUUGCAGGCAACAAGUCCUCUGAGGCAAGGGACUGGGACAGAGCAGCUGGAAGUUAUUCCAGCUGUGAUGGAAGCAGUCAGAGCACGGCUGAUGAACCUCCAGCUGUCAAUAUACUCCAGUUCCCAUCAGUCUCAGUCGGCAUGGCAGAUGCUCAGGGAUGAUGGGAUUUGUAGUCCAGCAGCACCUGGAGGGCCACAGUUUUGCCACCCAGGGGACGACAAGUGGUUUUAUUCAGAAGGUCACAGUUUCCGAUGUGAAUGUGAUGAGCAGAGGCUGAAGUUAGUGGCAUACAUCCAACCCCCUCCAGAAGUUCCAUGCAAGGGUAGCCAGCGUGACUUCUGUAGCACACGGCUCCUUUGCCAAAGGGAACGUUGUCCUUUGCAAGCAGAUGAAUGCUCAGAGCGUCUGUCUCUGCAAUGCUGGAGUAAAAGUCAUUUAUCACUCAUCACAGGUGAUGCUGCAGACUUCCACUGUCUUCCAGUUAAUGCUCUCUCUGAGUGCACAAUAAUUAAUUAGCCGGCUAUUUCCAGCUCGAUUACAACCAUCCAUCAUCGCUCCCCAAAAUCACACAAAUUGCCAUCUGUAAUGCCCACUUAAUAUUUUGGCUCAGAACGUCAGACAAUAUAUGAAGUCAUUUGCUGCCGAAAGUUAGUAAAUUUGUCGCAAGGCUGUAAAAUAUUAAUUGUCCUGUCCUUUCCUUUACUUCUGGAGCCUACCUCCGCCAUUUGUCUUGGUGUAACUAUCCCAUAUUGAAAUGCACUGGGUAUCCAGGGGUGGGUAGCCUGAAUACAAAUGCAGAAGGCAAAGCCAUUAUUAACCUGGCUUCUCCUUCAUGCUGGCUGUGGGGCAUGUCUGCACUGUCUUCUUGGGCACCAGGAGGCCAAAGAAUCUUACUGCAUUUUCAAUGGGCAAAUCUGUCCAUUUUGGUUUUGCCAAUCUGAAGCUCAGUUCUCCACAUCUCCAUUUGUUGUUGUUUAGUCGUGUCCAACUCUUCAUGACCCCAUGGACCAGAGCACGCCAGGCACUUCUGUCAUCCACUGCCUCCCACAGUUUAGUCAAACUCAUGCUGGUAGCUUUUAGAACACUAUCCAACCAUCUCUUCCUCUGCCGUCCCCUUCUCCUUGUGCCCUCCAUCUUUCCCAACAUCAGGGUCUUUUCCAGGGAGUCUUCUCUUCUCAUGAGGUGGCCAAAGUAUUGGAGCCUCAGCUUCACGAUCUGUCCUUCCAGUGAGCACUCAGGGCUGAUUUCCUUAAGAAUGGAGAGGUUGAUCUUCUUGCAGUCCAUGGGACUCUCAAGAGUCUCCUCCAGCACCAUAAUUCGAAAGCAUCAAUUCUUUGGCGAUCAGCCUUCUUUAUGGUCCAGCUCUCACUUCCAUACAUCACUACAGGGAAAACCAUAGCUUUAACUAUACGGACCUUUAACUAGCUUUAACUUUAAUUAGCUUUAACUAUACGGACCACAUCUCCAUAGCAACCUGCAAAUUUGUUUUUUGAAAAGUCUUCAUGCAAAUUCCUUGGUACGGUUGCACACACCCCGAUAUCUGCGAGCAGCAAGAGACCCUAGGGGUCCUAGCACAUGCCCAGUUUUUUAGUUUCCUUGGAAAGAGGAGGGCUACCAAUGACUACUAUCCACGAUAGCCACAGUUGGAGGCAGAAAUACUAAUUUCUGGAAACCACAGAAAGGGGAAAUGUUAUUGUGCUUGAAUCCUGCUUCUGGUUUCCCACAGGCAACUGUUCUGCCACUGUGAAAAUAGGAUAUGGACUAGACAGGCCUGAUCCAGCAGGCUCUUCUUAUGCUCUUAAUAAAGACUGUGGUGUCUUUAGAAUAGAUCAGGAAUAGGCAAGCUCGGCCCUCCAGAUGUUUUGGGACUAAAACUCCCACCAUCCCUAGCUAACAGGACCAGUGGUCAGGGAUGAUGGGAGUUGUAGUCCCAAAACAUCUGGAGGGCCGAGUUUGCCUAUGCCUGGGAUAGACGGUUGUAUUUACACAUAUAUACAACCUGAGUAUAGGAUGGAGGGGCUUACAGCAUUACUCUCUGGCAGAUUUUGCCUUCCCAUUAGGUUCCCAGGAAGAUCCCCAAGCCAUAACUUUGGGUUCAGCACAGAACAAGACAAUCCUCUGUGUCUCCUGCUUCCAGCAUUAGCUAAAACUCUCUCUCACACACAGCCCCUCUUGGCCUAUUGUUCUCCAUCCUAGGAUAUCCUGGCAUCCAGCCAGGUGAGGUGGGAAAAGGCCCACCCAUUUGUCUCUAUGGCAACAGAUCUCACUCUUUAAAGAUGCUGAUGAUGCGUACUUGGCUGAGCGGCUAAGGCUGCUACCUUCACAAAUGAACUAGUUUGACUGCUUCAGCUGAUUUCCUCUUAUAGAUUCUAACCUCACAGAUAAAGAAUCAGAGUUUUUGAAUGGACCCACAAAUAUCUUCCAGACUGAUGACUCCCCAAACAAUACACUCGCCCCCCCAAUUAAUUAAUUUUACUCUUAUUUUCAGAAAUAUAUGCAUAUUUGUGAACACUUCCUCCCUCGCUUCCAUGGUUGUGUACACAUGUUUGGAAAGCUGCUCUGCAAAAGUUGGAGAAGUGUGAAUUUGGAAGAAGGACAGUGUUUCAAUUCACGUAUUUUUUCAUAGGAUGUGAAUUAGGUAGGUUUGCCUUUAAAUGCAAAUGGAACUGAAUUUCUCCCCCACCCUUAGUAGUGGCCUGUGAGGUGGGGAGGUAGCAUACUGUGGUCUCUGCUUACCAUAACUCUCUUAUGCCAAAUUGAUAAACUCAUUCCCAGUAACCCUGACCCUAUUCUAUAAAAAGCAUUAUUCAGAAGAUUGGUUUGCAUGACUUACUAAGGAACAUGCUAGGGUUGCCUAUUUUUAUUUUUUUUUUAAAAAAGUUGCUGAGCUUUUUCUAGUUUUUGAUCUAUUUUUUUAUUGCCAAAAUCUACACUACCAACAUGGGCUGCCAUACAUCCAGAUUUUCCCAGAUGUUUAAGCAAUUUCCUACCGGACGCUAUUUACGAGGGCUGAAUACUGGCUAUGUCCAGGAAAUCCCUGACGUAUGGCAACCCUAAAACAAUAAAAUUCAAAAUGCUAACAAUGUGUUCAAAAUCCAAUGGAAACUAUUUAGCUUAAUCAAUUCAACAAAAGUGAUUAACUUGAUCCAGUGAUGCCAGCUUUUCAAAGACUGGUAGUCAUUUAUACAGCCAGUGACCUCCUGCUUCUUAGUAAUCCCACCUCGCCGUGGGAUGGUCCCACCCAAUUUGGGAACCACUGGUGUAGACAAUAUUGAGUUAGAUGGAUGAUCUGACUCAGUCUCAGGCUGCUUUCCACAUUCUGUUCAGGAAGCGGCACUUCCUGCUUUGCUGUCUGAAACGAUACAGUCGACUCUUCCACCUCACCUGCUUUUCAUUCAGCCGCCUGCCUACCCUCAGCUGUAUCAAACACACUCCGAGCUGUGCUCUCGGGGUGGUAAUUGUUCUUUGUUUGCUUUGUUUCCUUUUGUAUUUCCUUUCAGCCGCAGGUAAACAGGUAAACAGAAGAAAACCAGCUGAGCUAAUCCGAAAGCUUGCUGGGGCUUUUGCAAGGGGAAUAGAGGAGGUGGAAGGAGAAAUUUCAUAAAAAUAAAGUAACCCACAUGGGCUUUUCUUCUUUUUUUUUUUUUUUUUUUUUAAAUCAUAUUUAUUGAAGUUUCCAAAAAUAUAAAAGUACAAAGAAAAAAGAUAAAAGAAAGAAGAUAUUUAAAAACCUUACUUUCAUUCCCUACUUUCUGGAACUCCCCCCCCCCCGGUUGUAUUCCCCUUUCCUUAAUUUGGUUCUACAAGCUCUCACUCCCAAAUUUAAAGCUUAAUUUGUUUAACCCACUAUCCAAUUUGAAUUGUACAAAUCUUACCACCGUCCCACAUCAUUAACAGAAAAAGAAAAAAGAUUUUCCCCAAGAUCCACCCCAGUUCCUUCCACAAAUUCCCUUUUUUUUAAACACGUCCGAUCAAACAUCGGACUUUUCAUCCACAUGGGCUUUUCAUCUCUCUGCCCCCCACCCUACCAAAUUGUCAACUUUUCUUCAUAUAGCUGUUUGCUCCUCCAGCCAUCAUUGCAAUGAAUCUGAAGGCAAUCAGAAGGCAGCCCUGUUUAGGGAAGUGUUUAAUGUUUAAUAGAUUAGUGUUUAAUGUUUAAUAGAUUAUUGUAUUUUAAUAUUUUGUUGGAAGCCACCCAGAGUGGCUGGGGAAACCCAGCCAGAUGGGCAGGGUAUAAAUAAUAAAUGAUGAUGAUGAUGAUGAUGAUGAUGAUGAUGAAGGGAGGACUUGAUUACCUUUUCAGGCUGUUGUUUUCAAGCCAACCUGGAAAGACGGGGAGGCAGAGGAGGUACCCCUCUUUCCUUCAGGCUUGUUGCUUUAUAUAGGACUGGCUUGCACAGCUGAAGGGCAAGAGGUAAGUCCUUCGUUUCACUGCUAAUGCAAAGAGCAUAAGGGACCUCUGCCUUUUAUGUAAACCAAUUAAGAUGGCUUAUGCUUCCUCCAUGGCCUUCCAUGCCCCCCUUCCCUGCUAAUAUAUUUGUCACAUUAAAGCCUACAGCAGAUAUGCAGAGAGAGGGAGAAGUGAGCUAAUGAAUUGCAACAGACUGGUCCAUCCAUGCGACAAGAACAGAUGAGUGUCAAGCAGAUAACACCACCAGCCCAUCUCCUGACACUUAAUGUUUGUCUUUUCCGCCUCCGCCUCUGCCUCCUCCUCUGCUUCACCUGUAGUUCAGGUGGAAGGGCAGGUGAGUGAGCUGUUUCCUUUGGAGUGCUCUAGGAGGAAAUGAAAGGAAGCACUCUGAGAUGAGCAUGCCUUGACACCUUAUGGUCAAGGGUGGACAUCAGGCGAAUGUUCUAAAAGGAGUCACCAAUAUGAUGCUUCCAGCAGAGAGGACAAAAGCCCUUUUGCCAACAUAAUCUGAUGGGGUGGACCCUGGGAUCACAUCCCAUGUUGCAGAGAAAGGGGUGCAGGUUUUGAAUGGCAAGCGGCGGUGCUCAGCCUGAGAGUUCUGACUCAAUGGCCUUGGAGACCAGUGAACAGCACAGCAUUUCUCAGGGUCCCCCAAGCUUAGGGUAACAUGUGUUUUAUGAAGUUCUUUCCUUCUUCAAUUAAUGCUAAACUCCACCUAUUGUUAUACCAAAGUGAAAAUCACAAAUCCUGUAAGGUUUUUCCAUUUUGUGGCAAUUGAGGUUCUGGCAGGUUCUGGAUUGUAUCUUCUAUACAACAAAUAGAUAGGCACACAUAUUCCUCUCCACAGUACAUAGAGGGAAGCUGAUGGGAGGCCAUUGAGGCCACCUGAACCUCAAAUGACAGAAGUACCCCCAAGCUGCGUACCCACUCCUUCAGAGGGAGUGUGACCCCUUGAAGAGCAGGCUGUCAGGAGCUCGUCCUACAUUCAAGUAGGACCCUGGCAGAGACACAUGCCCGAAUGGCAUGUUCCCUCCCUCCUGGUCGAACAUUCGGGAGCUUCAAAAGCUUUCUUCUGCCCGAACAUCACAGCGCCGGAUGCCAACAGACAUCGGCGCACUUAGGGAUCCGCAGAGUCUUCGCAGCUUGCGUAACAGAACUCAGCAACUCAGCAUUUUGGCUAAUCUACUUUAUUUACAUAUAAACACACACGGAGCACUGCAACAUGGCUCCCUCUCUCUCUAGCAUCAGACAGCAAAGAGAAAGAACAAAGGACAAUAGUCCCACUUCAUGGAACACAGUAACACAAACAUCCUGUCUCCAUCGCUUCCGACUCUGUGGAGUCAAAACAUGUACCAUCAUGUGAUAGACAACAAUCCCAUGACUGCAAUCAUGGAGCAGGAAUUCUAACACAGGCAACCACCCACUAACUGUGCCUCUGUCUUAUCAGGAUUGAAUUUCAGUUUGUUGGCUCUCUUCCAGUCCAUUACCAGGACAAGAAUGCAGGCCAGCACAUCCACUGCCUCACCUGCAGAUGUAAAGGAGAAGUAGAGGUGUAACUUGUAUAUACAGUAUCCCACCUUUUCCUCUAAGGAGCUCAAGGUGGUGUACAUGGUUCUCUUUCAUUAACCCCCACAACAACCCUGUGAGUUCGGUUAGGCUGAGAGGCAGCAGCUGGCCCAGGGUCACCCAGUGAGAUUCAAGACUAAGUAUGGAUUAGAAUCUUGCCCUCUCCUAGGUCCCAGUCUGACAUUCUAAGCACUAAAAAACACUGGCUUUGUCGGCACACCUAUCCUUAUUCUCAUCAGGGCUCUUUUUUUCUUUUCUUUUUUCUUUUGCUAAGACUGGAGCUUGCGUGAUUACCUAUAAUAACCCCCCCUCCCUGCUUUCCACAUAGAACAUUAGCCUGGCAUGGUCCCUUGCUAAGUCAUUUCAGCUGGCUGAUAUGAAAAGAGGCAAAAAGAAAUUCUUUCUGAAGCUGACAUCAAAGAUGAUAGAAGAUCAAAAAUGUUUUAAAGGGGGGAGUAUUAAAGGCAGGACCCGAAGCGAUGCAGCUAAUGAAAAUGUAAGAAAGGGGCCAGGGAGGAGGGAGUUUAAGGGAAGGAUGUAGAGAUCAGACCCUUUUGUCGAAAACGAGUCUGUUUACUUAAGAAAGUGCGCGCACACCAAUCCAAACGGUCGGAAGGUGCUAUUAAAACUCAUGAAUUCAGACGAGAAAGUGAUUUCUAUUGGGAUGUAAAUUUAUAUUCAUGAAAGAACUUUGGCGAUGAGGAUGAUUUUUAAAAACCAACAAAACCAAACCGUGGAGAACCUUGUUUCUAUUCAAGGCGUAGCAGGCUGACACUUGCAUCUCAGAAAUAAAAGGCGGCUCCCAUCACAACACCAGGGUGAAUAUUCAUAGCUGCUUUUAAAAAACUGGUUUCUGUGGGCUAUUUCCCUUAACAGCUCAACGAAGGCUCACAUUCCCUCUCUUUUCCCCCCUCCCAUCUUCCACAGCCCCCCUCCCAAGAAUCCCUUUUUUGUAUGUGUGUGUGUGUCUAUCUUUUGUGCAGAGAACAAAGAACAUUGCAUCUCUCCCCCCCACCCCACCUCUCCAUCUGAACAGAUUUAAUCUCUGACGCUUAGAGGCAAAGGAAACUGCGCAAAACAAAGACACACAGCAUUUUAUCCGCCAUGUCAAGGUUCAUAAAACAGUUCUUCCUCUCUGCAGGGGCAGGGGUGGGGGAAAAAAAGAGGGUCGGGGAAUAAAAAAGAGAAGUUUCCCGGUUUGGGCACAGGGUUGUUAAAGAAGGUGGCAUCUCACAGAAAGGAAUCUGAGUAAGAAAUGAAAGUUAAGGGUGCAUUUAGAUGUGGGGAAUGUUGCACUGGUUUUUCUGACUAUUAUGCUAGUGGUUCUCAUGUUCUGUUCAAACUGCAGGACCUGUUGCAUCACAGAACUGGCUUUUGGACCAAGACACCAGCAUGUUGUGCUAAAUCCCAUUCACAGCAGUGGGUGCAGUGUAGCACAACAGUGAAUAUAAUUGGACAACAUCAUUACUCCUCCAUCCUUUCUACACCUGAGUGCUUCUGUUUCCCUGUGAAAAUGACAGGAAAUAACUGCAUGCCAGCGCAGUACCCCAAAUUUCAUCACUUUACUCCCAAGGUUUUCUGGGUCAAUGGGGUUGCACAUGGAUUUUUUUCCUGGAACCAAUAAACACAGCUGGGGGAGAAA
This is a messenger RNA of Podarcis lilfordi (Lilford's wall lizard), 15117 nucleotides long. Lineage: Eukaryota; Metazoa; Chordata; Lepidosauria; Squamata; Lacertidae. The record is from the annotation of a GenBank genome assembly.